Benincasa hispida (wax gourd) is the source of this 918-nucleotide messenger RNA. Its product is annotated as acidic endochitinase-like. The record is from RefSeq and is a predicted model, not a curated record. Gene Ontology annotation, biological process: carbohydrate metabolic process. NCBI's taxonomy places the organism in Eukaryota, Viridiplantae, Streptophyta, Magnoliopsida, Cucurbitales, Cucurbitaceae. Gene Ontology annotation, molecular function: chitinase activity. Gene Ontology annotation, cellular component: extracellular region.
AUGGCAGACCAAAAAUCCAUCUCAGCCAUUUUCUUAUCCUUCUUCUUCCUGCUCUUGUUCAAAUCCUCCCAUGGAGGCGACAUUGCAAUCUAUUGGGGCCAAAAUGGCGACGAAGGCAGCCUUGCCGAAACUUGCGACACAUCGAACUACAAAAUCGUCAACAUAGCAUUUUUGUCCUCCUUCGGCGGCGGCCAAAUGCCAGCAGUGAAUCUAGCCGGUCAUUGCGAUCCAAGCUUUUACGGCGGUUGCACCUUUCUAAGCCCUCAAAUAAGCAAGUGUCAAGAGCAAGGCAUUAAGGUCCUUCUCUCUAUUGGCGGCGAAGCCGGCUACUACAUGCUUGACUCCGAGGACGAUGCUAAACAAGUGGCUGGCUACCUCUGGGACAGCUUCCUCGGCGGCCAAUCCGAUUCCCGACCACUUGGCAACGCAGUUUUGGACGGCAUUGAUUUCAACAUUCAAAAUGGUGGAAACUUGUAUUGGGAUGUCCUUGCCAAAGCUCUAAAGGAAUAUAGCGACGAAAUUGUUCUUGCAGCCUCUCCACAAUGUUCAUAUCCUGAUGACCACUUGAAUUCUGCUAUCAAAACCGGUCUAUUUGAUUACGUUUGGGUUCAAUUCUACAACAAUCCUUCGUGUCAAUAUUCCGAUGAUGACUUUAAAGAAACUCUAUUGAGCUCAUGGGAACAAUGGUUAAAAAUCGAUGCUAAUUCAAUAUUUUUAGGGCUGCCUGCAUCUCCAUCAAUUGGUGGAUACAUUCCACCAAAAAAUUUUAUUGCUGAAGUGCUUCCAAGUGUUCAAACUUCUUCAAACUUUGGAGGAGUGAUGCUAUGGGAUAGAUAUUAUGACUUGAAAAAUGAAUAUAGUGAGUCCAUUAAACCUAGUUUGGAUAAUAAUAACAAUAUGAUGUCCAAAACUCUUUAG